AACUGCUGGUAGUUCUCGUCUCUGUUCCCGACUUCCCUCCCUCCCUUCGCCCCACCCCCCUCCCCUCCCCUCCCAGAUCCGAUCCGCCCCGGCGGUCGCCGGCCGGAGCACCGCCAUGGCGCUCAGCCUCCGCAAGAAGCAGCUCGAUUUGAUCACGCGGAUGCUCCACCUGAACCAGCAGCAGCCGUCGCCGGACGGCGGCGGCGGGGAGGGGGACGAGGAGGCCUACAAGAUCCUGGUGAUGGACGGGCCCUGCAUCUCGCUCCUCUCGCCGGUGCUCCGCGUCGGCGACCUCCGCAAGCACGGCGUCACCCUCCACCUCAACAUCGACAAGGCGCGCCAGCAGGUCGCCGACGCGCCCGCGGUCUACCUCGUCCGCCCCACGCCCGCCAACGCCGACCGCAUCGCCGCCGACGCCGCCGCGGGGCUCUACGCCUCCUUCCACGUCAACUUCUCCACCUCCGUCCCGAGGCCCGUCCUCGACCGCCUCGCCGCCGCCACCGCCGCGUCCCGCUCCGCGCACCGCGUGGCCCGCGUCGCCGACCAGUACCUCGACUUCGUCUGCCUCGAGGACGGCCUCUUCUCGCUCGCCCAGCCGCGCGCCUACGUCGCCCUCAACGACCCGGCCGCCGCCGAUUCCGACAUCACCUCGCUCGUCGAGGCCGUCGCGCUCGGCCUCUUCUGCGUCGUCGCCACGCUCGGCGCCGUGCCCAUCAUCAGGUGCGCCCGCGGCGGGCCGGCCGAGAUGGUGGCCGCCGCGCUGGACGCCCGCCUUCGGGAUCACCUCCUAGCCAAGCCAAACCUGUUCACGGAGGCUGCAUCCAGUGCCGCCUCAUCGUUCCAGCGCCCGGUCCUCUGCCUGUUUGACAGGAAUUUCGAGCUGUCGGUGGGGAUACAGCACGAUUGGAGCUACCGCCCGUUGGUCCAUGACGUGCUGAGCUUCAAGCUGAACAAGCUGAAGCUGCCGACAGAGAAGUAUGAUCUGGAUGACUCGGACCCAUUUUGGGUGGCAAACAGCUGGUCGCCAUUUCCCAAGGUGGCUGAGGAGAUAGAAGCCCAGCUCGCCAAGUACAAGCAGGAUGUGGACGAGGUGAACCAGCGCACGGGUGGUGGUCGGGAUGGGGUUGAGUUUGAUGGAACAGAUCUUAUUGGCAACACCAAGCACCUCAUGAAUGCGGUGAACUCACUCCCGGAGCUGACCGAACGGAAGAAGAUGAUCGAUAAACACACGAACAUUGCAACCGCGCUGCUUGGGCACAUCAAGGAGAGGUCUCUGGAUGGAUACUAUGAGUGCGAGAAUGAUAUGCUCGUGAAUGGUACUGUGGAUCGGAACAUGCUGCUGAGUCUGCUCAGAGGGAAGGGCACCAAGGAGGAUAAGCUCCGGCUGGCCGUCACCUACCUGCUAUCCUUUGAGGCACCACCAGCAUCUGAACUUGAGCAGGUUGAGGCUGCGCUGCGGGAGUCAGAAGUAGAUAUGUCUGCAUUCCAGUAUGUGAAGAGGAUAAAGUCGUUGAACACACAGUUUGCCGCUGCAUCAAGCACGGCAAGCAGGAGCAACAUUGUUGAUUGGGCAGAGAAGCUUUACGGACAGUCCAUUAGUGCCGUGACAGCAGGCGUGAAGAAUCUCUUGUCGGAUGGGAGGCAGCUGGCUCUGACUAGGACUGUUGAAGCCCUCAUGGAAGGGAAACCAAACCCAGAGGUGGACAACUACCUAUUGUUCGAUCCACGGGCCCCUAGGUCAGGAACUGGUGGGCAGUUUAGAGGACCCUUCAGAGAAGCCAUUGUUUUCAUGAUUGGUGGUGGAAAUUACAUCGAGUAUAGGAGCUUAGUUGAGCUAGGGCAACGCUCACAGCCUUCAAAGCAUGUCAUAUAUGGAGCAACAGAGAUUCUCAAUGGGGUGGAGUUUAUUCAGCAGCUCGCAGAACUGGGACAGAAAGCGGGAUUAGGUGGUGGCAGCAGCAACCUACCACCACAGUAAAUAUGCUCUUACCAGAUGUUUUGAUGCUAUGGUGGGAUUGAAGCUUCACAGGUUGCAGUAAAUAGUCUCUUGCCGACACUUGAUGCUACUAAGGAGUGAUCCAGGCUGCAUAGACUAAUGUGUAAUGGUAUCAAAUUUCUCUGUUGUCGGGUUUAUGGCGCUGCUUUGAAUGAGUUAUCAAUACAAAGAUUUCUUGCCAGAGUUCCAACUGUUCCAGAAGCCCAAUAUGUUGAAAUGUCCAUGUAUGCUCGUUUAUUUUUGUUUCUUUUUUCCUUUUGCCCCCUUUUGAGAAAUGUUAGUGGAAUCUUGUUUGAACACCCCUACAAUCAGUUCAUGGAAUCUUAGAACACCUGUUCGGAUUUUUUUGAGAAAUUGAGUUUGUUAGCGUUUCUUA
Molecule: messenger RNA, 2372 nt
Organism: Aegilops tauschii subsp. strangulata
Lineage: Eukaryota; Viridiplantae; Streptophyta; Magnoliopsida; Poales; Poaceae
Source: RefSeq, a predicted model, not a curated record